GUUUUGGUAUAAAAGCGAAUAAACCGAGAACAUACGGUAUAUAAACCGAACCAAACCAAAGUUAAUAUGAAUUUAGAAUGCCAGUUAUAUUUUCUAACCGAAAUACCGAGGAACCGAAAAUCCAAAUCGAAACCGAACCAAUAUCCUGAUCGAACACCUCUAAUUGUGGAACCCACAUAUUUUUAAUUAUUUCAAAUAGUUGUCCAAAUAAUUUUUAAUUUAACAAUAAAAUGUACUGUUAUGGGUUCGUCUUUUAUUUCGUGGGCUUCGCCGUCUUCUACGAGAUUUUUCUUACAAGGGCGCUUCCUCUUCCCCAAUUUUCAUAUUACUGAUCAUUAUGACUCGAUCUCUGCCGUGUUCGCGAUUCCUCUACCUGUAACGUCUUCACCCGCUUCCUAUAUAUAUCAAUAUCCCCUACAGUCAGCUGCUCCCGUCCCUACUACCGCCGUCGAUACCGCCGCAGACGCUAACGCAGCCGUCGCCUACUCUACGUUCAACAGUCUCCGCCUCGGUAGAUCCGCUCAGUCCGUUGUUGGUCGCCUCAUCCGGUUCUGGGAUACUCAGAACGUCAACAAAAAUGGAGACUUUAUGGGAAUAACUAUUCUCCUCCUGGAUGAACAGGACUCGGUGAUCAAUGGUUUCAUUCCCGCAAACCUCACCAGCCAACACCGGUCGUCUUUAAAAGCCGGUUCUAUUGUGAGAUUGGACGGUUUUGAAGUUGAUCGAAUCCCUCACAUGUACAAGAUCACUGAACAUCAGUUCGUGAUCCGUUUCAUCUCUUCAACCCGUAUUGAUGAAGUCUUGGCUGACGGUCCUGUGAUCAAGUCCGACAAAUUCAUGGUCAGGCGUAUUGACCAUCUUCAAGUGCUUGCCAACACCAACUUGGAGCUCUCAGAUGUUGUGGGUGAAAUACAGUCCGUCAAAGGCUCCGACCUCUAGAACAACGCAGCCACAAGCAGAAUUGUUGUUCGCCUACUAAUCGAAACGACUGUGACCGUCAACGUAUAUUUGUGGGACGAGUCUGCAUCAAUCUUUAGGGGCCUCUUGAAAGCAGGAGACAAAUCUCAGUCCCUUGUGUUACUGACCUCGGUUAAUCCUAAACUGUUUGGAGGUGAACUGUAUUUAAACCCCACACAAGGAACUAGGUUCUUCUUUGACACCGCCGUUCCUGAAAUAGCAGAGUUUGUCGCCAGGGUUCGGCCUACGGCAGCUCAAGCUAGGGUAUACCUGCAUUGACACUAUGGAAGGAAUCAGGAGGAAUGACCUGCUCUCGAUAUGGGAACUCGACAACCUGGCGAGCCAGAUCAAGGAACACAGUGAGGUAAUUCUUCCAAACGAAUCUGGUGACGUCGGAUUGACCGCUUCCUCCUCUAGCCCGUCUGAUUUAGGAGCCAAGAACGGGGAGAUAUGUGCUUCAGCAAUCCCUCAUGAGAAUGCAGACGCUCUGAAGUAACUCAGGCGUGGCCAUGAGUAACACGCAUAAACCGCAACUAUCAGCCGAGCACCAGUUUCUCCUAUCUUUUUUUAAAAAAAGUUCCUAAUACACUAUUUUCCUCCAAAAUUUAUCUAUGUUUUGAUUAUUAAUGAAUCUCUGAGGAGCUUAAGUUGAUUCACAAUUUAGAGGUUAUUUAUUUUUAAAAUCAAUUAAAUGCCAGAAUUUUAA
Messenger RNA from Brassica napus (rape), 1663 nucleotides. RefSeq lists its product as uncharacterized. Bases 241 to 939 code for a protein of 232 amino acids. The transcript has 8 exons. Lineage: Eukaryota; Viridiplantae; Streptophyta; Magnoliopsida; Brassicales; Brassicaceae. The record is from RefSeq and is a predicted model, not a curated record.